AAGGUCUGCCACCCAAGCCUCUCCAGCCGUCAGAGCACCGACACCUCAACACAACGCUACCAUGAGUCUGAGGAGCAAGCGCACCGGCCGUCCAGUGGCGUACACCUCCUCGAGGGCUUUCAGCAGCAUGUCCCUGGGAUCCUAUUCAGGCCGCAAGAUCAGCGGAGGAGUCCACCCAGCUGUUUCCAUCACACCCGUGUCUGUCAAUAGAAGCCUGCUGACCCCACUGAAGGUAGACAUAGACCCCACCAUCCAAGCCGUUCGAGUCCACGAAAAAGACCAGAUCAAGACCCUCAACAACCGCUUUGCCUCCUUCAUCGAUAAGGUUAGAUUCCUGGAACAACAAAACAAAAUGCUGGAAACCAAAUGGAAGCUGCUGGAGCAACAGACCACAGCCUCAUCCAAUGCUGAGCCCAUGCUGAAGGCCUACAUUGCCAACCUACAAAGGCAGGUAGAGCUUAUCAGCAACGACAAGGAAAGACUGGAUGCUGAGAACGCUGCCAUGCACAAAGAUGUGCAUGAUUACAAAACAAAGUAUGAGAAUGAGAUCAACAAGAGGAAUGGAGCAGAGAAUGAUUUUGUCUUGCUUAAAAAGGAUGUGGAUGCUGGCUAUCUGUGCAAGGUGGAUUUAGAGGAGAGGGUGACUGGCCAGGCAGACGAAGUCAGCUUCCUCAAGAACUUCUACGACACGGAACUCUGUGAUCUGAAGGAGAACCUGAAGGAAACCUCCGUGGUGGUGCAGAUGGACAACUCCCGCGGCCUGAACAUGGACCAGAUUGUGUCUGAAGUCAAGGCCCAGUAUGAGGGCAUUGCUACACGCAGUCGUGACGAAGCUGAGAGCUUGUACAAGACCAAGUUUGACCAGAUGUCUGUGCAGGCCAACCAGUACAGCAGCGAGCUGCGAAAUACCAAGGGGGAAAUUGCUGAACUCAGCCGUCUCAUCAGCCGCCUGCAGAAUGAGAUCCAGGCUGUGCAGGGACAGCACGCCUCUCUUGAGGGCUAUAUAAAUGAGGCGGAGGAGCGUGGGGAGCUGGCCGUGAAGGAUGCUAAAGCUCGCAUCAGGGACCUGGAGUUGGCUCUGCAGACAGCCAAGCAGGACAUGGCCCACCAGCUCAGAGACUACCAGGAGCUGAUGAACACCAAGCUGGCCCUGGACAUAGAGAUCGCCACCUACAGGAAACUGCUGGAGGGAGAGGAAGACAGGAUUGGACAGCAGUCAAUCAUCAGUAUUGAGUCGAUGCCCAACAAAAGCUCAAAUGUAAAUAGCUACCAGCAACACAAGUCCGCUCCAGUUCUCAUCAAGACAGUGGAGACCCAGGACAGAACAUACAGCUGAAGAAGAAAACUAUAUCAGGACAACAUUCAGUACAGUGCAUGAGCCUACACGUCCCAAGCACCAUGGUCACUAAUGAGGCCUUUACUGUGAAAGUUAUCUUAUGUUUUAUCUCUUUGUCAGCCUAAUCAAUUUGUAUAAGAAUAUAAAGUACUUUUUUUUUUGCUUUUAAUAUUACGACAAAUGUAAGACUCUGUGUAUCAAAUAAAAGUAAAG
Lampris incognitus (smalleye Pacific opah) is the source of this 1549-nucleotide messenger RNA. Its product is annotated as keratin, type II cytoskeletal cochleal-like. Gene Ontology annotation, biological process: intermediate filament organization; keratinization. The transcript has 9 exons. Gene Ontology annotation, cellular component: keratin filament. Lineage: Eukaryota; Metazoa; Chordata; Actinopteri; Lampriformes; Lampridae. Gene Ontology annotation, molecular function: structural constituent of skin epidermis. Bases 62 to 1336 code for a protein of 424 amino acids. The record is from RefSeq and is a predicted model, not a curated record.